Malassezia japonica is the source of this 1332-nucleotide messenger RNA. RefSeq lists its product as uncharacterized. The coding region runs from base 1 to 1332 and encodes 443 amino acids. NCBI's taxonomy places the organism in Eukaryota, Fungi, Basidiomycota, Malasseziomycetes, Malasseziales, Malasseziaceae. The transcript has 3 exons. The record is from RefSeq and is a predicted model, not a curated record.
AUGCGGGCCGAGGCGCCGCUCCGGACGCCGCGCCCGCGCAAUGCGCCGAAUACGCGGCAGAUGGAACUGCAUGAGCCAGAGUCGUUGCUGAUGCUGCUCAACUUGAUUUCCUCGCCGACAUCGACGUCGGACGAGCGCAUGUACGCGUUGGUCCAGCUCGAGCACUUUCUCGCGGAGCGCGUCCUCACCCGCCUGCCGGACCUCAAGCGGAAUGCACGCGAGCACGGGAUGCGCAGGAAUACAUACAAUAUCGAGAUCGAUCGCUGCUGCGACUGGUCCGUGCCGGUCCAGGACGCACGGCUAUACAUUGCGGAACAAAUCCUCGCCCACAUUAGCCGCGUGCAUAUUCUGCUCCAGACACAGGCACGCAACAGCAGUGAGGAAGAGAGCGCAUCGGUGCCCGGUGCACACCGCGAACUGCGCACGCUCGCGUCGGAAAUGGGGUGCGCUUUGUCGCUCCUGCAGGGCAUGUGCCUGACGCACUAUCCCAGCAAGCACCUGUGCUCGACACGCAGCGCGUUUGACCUUCUGCUCGCGAUCGUCGACGUGUCAUACAGCCAGGCGACCGACGAAAGCUCACCGCUCCGGCUCCUUGCCUCCCACGCGCUCGACACGCUGAUGUGCACGCUAGUCGACGCCACGACCGAGGUCCGCAGCCUAUUCGAACACGCCAAGGGCCCCUCGAUCGUGCGCCGCGUCAUGAACCGGCAUCAACGCGCACACAAUGAGCUGGACGUGACUGGCGCCAAAUGCUUUGAAUUCCUCCUCUUCUAUCUCCAGGCCAAGGCGUUUGAGGAGCAGGUGAGCGGCCAGCGCGCCAGCGACGAGCUGCCUACGUCUGUCUUUGAGCCGCCGCCCACGCCGGCGAUGCGCUCGCGCCAGACACCGUCACAGACGCCGUUUCAUACACCGAUGGCGACGCCACGCCAGCACGUCCGUGUCCUCUCGCACGGAUCGCCUUCCAAGCAGGCGCAGGCGGGCCGUGCGCCGUUUGGCAAACUUGAUACUGACGCGAAUCCGUUCGGCAACGAGGGCCACGAGGGCCGAAGGCACCUACGCACGCGCAGCACCGACGAGCGCCGCCAUCUACGGACACGCAGCACCGAUAUUCCGGCCGACUUGCUACGGACGCCGCGUGCACUUCCGCGGCCGGUGCGCGACGUAUCGCCCUCGCGCCGCACGCCGCGCGCACGCCCCGACGCACAGGAGGCAUCACCAGAAAAAGAGCAAGCGCCGCGCUACCCCACCUCCCCCCGCAAAGACGCCCUGCGCUUCGAGGGGCUCGGCGUUCAUACCCCCGACGAGCCGUCCGACGCCCCACGCCGCUGGUAA